AUGGAAAAUGGAUCUGGUGAAGGAUUUGAAAACGUUAGUGAACUGCAAUUGGAGACCCCAAAGCCUAAGAAAAAGCGCGGAAGACCGAAAAAAGUUUCCCCUAAAGACGAAUCAUCUCCAAUUGUGCCUCAGAAACGUACUCAAGAAGAGUCCAAUGAGUCACUGAAAAAGAAGAAAACUUCGCCUCCGUCUCUGGCACCUUCAAGUGGAGCCAAGCGCAACCGUGGACACUUGUUUGAUGACAAUUCGAGCUUUUCCGACGAUGAUUUUUUUGCGACUAAAAUCAAGAGAUCACCAGCAAAGUCGGCAAUCAAAGAAAAGUUGGAUCAGGUGAAGGAGGAGUCGCCAAUUCGAAAGAAACAACAAAAGCAGCAAGUUGAAAGUCCUCAAUUCAAAACCUUAAAGGAAGAAGAAGAUAGCUUUGAGCAUGGUCGUGCUCUUAUAAAGGACCGUAAAUUGGCGGAAAUGGCCGCUGAUUUGGGGGUAACCAUUCAUGGCACUCCGCCUAAAGACUUUAAGCUUGAGGAAUCCAGUUUUGAGUCCAAAAUUAGCGAUACUCCAAAAAGAACACCAAGAAAAUCGCCGUUGAAAAGUGCGUCUCUGACAGAAAAGAAGAAGACUCCCAAGACUCAGACGCCAGUGAAGAGCAGUUCGUCUCCCACGCUUUCUUUGAAGCUGACGCCAGCUAAAGACACGCCAAAGAUUAAAGACACGCCAAAAGCUAAAGAAACUCCAAAAAGCUCGAAGGAUACCCCAAAAGCUAGAGACACUCCAAAGGGCCACAAGGAUACCCCAAAAAGCUCGAAAGUAACCCCAAAAAGCUCCAAGGUCACACCUAAAAGCUCGAAAGCGACUCCAAAGUCUGCGACGCCCAAGAGAACGCCUAGGAAGACCCCAUCGAAAGGCUCGUCAACACCGAAAAAAGCGGAGAAUUCUGUAAUUGAAGAAGAAUCUGACGACGAGUCGGAUGAAGAGACGGAUGAAACUCAUCACAAGUCGUCCAAUUCCCGCAAAAAGUCGUUCUGGUCGCCAUUUUUCUUCAUUUCUCUCUGGCUUUUGGCGGUGGUAUACGGCCUUGGAGUGUUCUGGUACCGUGAACAACAAUACCUCGUUGGCUACUGUGGCCAAGAAAUCGAACAGGCAACGGUUCCACCUAAUUCACAUCCUUUGUUGGUGUCUGUUGGAGCCUAUUUAGACGCCAAUUUCAAACCCAGGUGUACUCCAUGUCCUCCUCAUGCCCGAUGCUACCCAUACUUGGAGCUUGGAUGUUAUGAGGAUUUUGUGGAAACACAACCAUGGUACUUCCGUCUUACUCCUACGUUACACACCAAUUUGAAAAGAUGUGUUCCCGACACCAAAAAGGCAGAAAAGCUCGAGAUCAUGAUCGAUGUAGCAUUAGACUUGUUGCGGUCGCGCAACGCAGAAAAGAAUUGUGGAAGAACUUCCACCGAUGACUUCGAGGCAGGCUUGAAUUCCACUGAGCUCCAUGAUUUAUUGUUGAUGAUGAAGGCUCCUUAUAUUACUAGGGACGAGUUUGAAGAAUUGUGGGAAAGAUCAGUGAUUGAAUUGGAAAAAGAACCCGAAGUAAUUGUAAGGCAAGUUAGCACAUUUUCACCUUUUUCCCAACCUAUACUAACCCAGACUGGAUUCAGUGAUGGCGUACGUGCCGGUAUCGUUGACAACUCGUCAAAAUCGCAGAAAACCUCGGACAAAAUUCUUCGAUCAACGUCCUUAUCAAACCUCAGUUUCAAAUGCCGAAUUCUGAAUACGGUGAUAGGGACGGUGGUUCACUACAAAGGAGUAUUACUGGCCAUGGUGGCGGUGUAUUUUAUUGUAUUAUAUGUUCGGUACCGGAUUCGCCAGUAUAGAUUACAGCGACUCCGGGUUGAGACCGUGUACUAUGAAGUUCUUCGCAACCUCAAAAAACAGUAUAACCUUGCGAAGCAAGACCCAUCCAUUCCCCUGUACAUUGGGUCCACUCAGCUUCGUGAUUUGAUCUUGACCACUGAAAAGAACUUGAGUCGGAAGCUCAAGCUUUGGAACCGAGUGAGUUCGGAGGUGGAGAACAACUCCAAUGUGCGGUACCAUUUGGUGGAACAUCAUGGUGAGAUCAUGAAGGUGUGGGAGUGGAUCACGGACGUGGAUACGUGA
This is a messenger RNA of Meyerozyma guilliermondii ATCC 6260, 2151 nucleotides long. RefSeq lists its product as uncharacterized. The record is from RefSeq and is a predicted model, not a curated record. The transcript has a single exon. Bases 1 to 2151 code for a protein of 716 amino acids. Gene Ontology annotation, molecular function: chromatin binding. Gene Ontology annotation, cellular component: nuclear inner membrane. Lineage: Eukaryota; Fungi; Ascomycota; Pichiomycetes; Serinales; Debaryomycetaceae.